Oreochromis niloticus (Nile tilapia) is the source of this 5613-nucleotide messenger RNA. Its product is annotated as AT-rich interactive domain-containing protein 3B. The transcript is spliced from 9 exons. Gene Ontology annotation, molecular function: DNA binding. The coding region runs from base 412 to 2241 and encodes 609 amino acids. Gene Ontology annotation, cellular component: nucleus. Lineage: Eukaryota; Metazoa; Chordata; Actinopteri; Cichliformes; Cichlidae. The record is from RefSeq and is a predicted model, not a curated record. Gene Ontology annotation, biological process: regulation of transcription by RNA polymerase II.
AAAAGGGCUGAUACUUGUUGCUGUCGCUGGGCGGGCCUAACGCUGUAGUGCGCCAUGCUGGGGGUGUCAAUUGAAGGGGAGGAAAAAAACCGACUGGGAGUUACCUCAGCGCUUUCCGAGAUAUGAGAUCUGGCCAUUUUCCAGUCGGUGCACUUUUUUAUUAAAGAAGAAAACCCCGAAAAUCACGGGGCAAAAAAGAAAGAAAGAAAGAGACGCACCCGCAUUUGAAGAGGUCACCCAGAUAAACAGCGUUCAGCGGCUUUCUGCCGGCGGAUCAGUCGGAAUCUGCGGUGCACGCUCGGAGUCUCUCUCCCUCAACCCCCCCGUGCGCGUGCGCGCGUGUGUGCGUGUGUUUACAAGUGUUUGAACGACUGCCAAAAGAAGAAGGAGGAAAACGCCAAGGAAGGAGGGAUGGUGGACAAUUCAAGCAGUAGUAAGGCACAAAUGCCCGGAAUGUCUCAGGAGCCUGGUGUGGCCUUUCCUCCAAGCACCUCCGCAGGAGGAAUGAAGCUCGAAGCAGUGAUGGAGCAGCUCCAACGCCAGCAGCAGGCACGAUUAGAAAUGGAGCGCAAGGAGAGAAAGAUACGAGAAGCUCACAUCAUGUACGCUCAGCAGGUUGCUGCCCAACAGGCCAUCUUAGCAGCUGCCCGGGCUUCUGGAGCCAGCUUCAUGGGGAAAGGCCUGCCUGGAGGCAUUGCUGGUGGUGGAUUGCCUCCCCGGGUGUCCAAUCAGAGUAGUGUAGACUCAGACAGAGAGGAUGACGAGGACAGAGGUCGGGAUUCUGGAGAUGAGGACGAUGACAAUGAGAUGAUGGAAGGGGAUGAGGGUAGCGAUGAUGAUGAGGGAAGCGCCAGUGGUCUGGAGUUCCUCCGCAAGCAGACCCUUGCUUUACAGCAGAAUGCCUCACGAAUCCCAGCCCGUCCAUUUGGCAGUUACUCUGCAUCGGCUCCCCAGAGGGCUGCUUCCCCACCUGUUAGAGUGAAGCAGGAACCUGACGAGGGCCUGUCUCCUGCAGGGGCACACUCUGCUACUUCUCCUAAUGGACAGGCUGACUGGGGCUUUGAUGACCACUUUAGACAGAAUGGCAGUGCAGGAUGGGCAGAUGAGGCUGACAGCAGCAGAGGAAGAGGAGAGGCCUCAAGAGACUUUGCUAAGCUGUAUGAGCUUGAUAAUGACCCAAAAAGAAAAGAGUUUUUGGAUGAUCUCUUUGCCUUCAUGCAAAAAAGAGGAACCCCAGUCAAUCGUAUCCCAAUCAUGGCCAAGCAGGUCCUAGAUCUGUACAUGCUGUACAAGCUGGUGACAGAAAAGGGAGGCCUCGUCGAGGUUAUCAAUAAGAAGAUCUGGAGAGAAAUCACAAAGGGACUCAACCUGCCUACCUCCAUCACCAGUGCUGCUUUUACUCUGCGGACACAGUACAUGAAAUACCUGUACCCGUAUGAGUGUGAGAGGAAAGGCCUCAGCUCUCCAGGCGAGCUUCAGGCCGCCAUUGAUAGUAACCGACGCGAGGGUCGCCGUCCGUCCUACAGCAGCAGCCUCUUCCGCUUUUCUCCCUCUCCCAGCACUGCUCCCCACAUCCUCUCACCCCCAAAGAUGCACCUUUCCAGUCUGGGAGCGGGGGCCUCAGUAGCUAUCAAUGGCCUUCAGGCCUCACCGGGACCCUCUUUGAAGAAAGAUGACCUGACCCCACCGAUUAUGGCUGCAAGACCUUCCAUGGCACUGGCUCUGGGUCAGCAGCAGGUUGCUGGCUUGGCCAGAGCUGCCACACUGGAGCAGCUUAGAGAAAAGCUGGAGACCGGUGGUGGAGAGGGGCCGGAGAGGAAGCUGGCUCGCUUGGCAGAAGAGCAGCAGCGCCUGAUGCAGCAGGCUUUCCAACAUAAUCUACUGGCCAUGGCUUCCCAAAUGCCUAUGAACCUGCGUCUGGGAGCCCCUGCUAUGCCCACCAGAGAAGAGAAGCAACAGGACAUGUCUCUGAGUAUCUCAACCAAUGGAAAUUCCAGCAUUACUGUCUCAGUAGAGGUCAAUGGCACAAUCUACUCAGGAACCCUGUUCGCCCAGAAGUCUGGUGGGGCCCCGGGGCCAUCUGUGUCUGCUGCUGCUGCUACUGCUGUUUCAGCCUCCCCUGCUGGAACCAGCGCAAGCUUUGGUUUUUCCGCACCUCAGGCCCAGAGCCUCAGCCCAACAUCCUCCUCCUCCUCCAAGGGUCCCGGCUCGGCUGAGCCGACCCCCACCGGGUCACCCUAACUCAGGCUGCCCUUUGUACCUUCUCCCCAGGCCUCUGCUCCUGCAGGAGGCCCAGCAUGAAUAUACAAUACAAUAAGAAACCGAAAAGAAACUGUUGCACAACAAAUACCUCAUCAACCUGUCUUGGCUGUCCAAUCAUGAACACAGAGCCUGAAAAUUUAAUGAUGUAUCCAAAAUAAAUUGCUAUGCAUUUUAUUUUGAUCUAACACAAACACAUGCACACACAUACACACACACACGCACACAGGAACACAACACAACACUACAAACACAUCAUGCACAGACACACAUCACAUAUAUACACUUGUUAAUCCUAAUCGACAUGCUAAACACAAUCAGCUCAGCCAAAACCCACUGACAGGUGUAGUCACAACUGAACUUGAAAAGUUUUAUCUUAGAACAUUUUGUUUGUUUGUUGCCAUUUUGUUGUCUUUUUUGAUUUUGUGUUUUAGAAUGAGUUUUUUUUUUUUAGUUUUUCUCCUUUUACAUACCUCAAAUCAAAUAACCUGCAGUGGUGUCUUUACCUCAGGAGCUGUAGUAUAUUUAACCUGAAUCAACUUUAUUUUUAUAUUCUUUUUGACCUAGUUGCAAUCAGGGGAAGUUGGGUAACUGUCACCAGUGGAAACCUGUGUACAGAGCACCCCCCUCACAGUGAUGGGCCUCCAACUGGGGCUGCUCAGGUGUCUUCAACGUGCUGUGGCGUCAAACUGGUGAUGAUCUGAUGCUGUAGAUCAGCACAUUAAAUACCUCAUUUCAUCCUUUCAGCUGCCCUCAGUUGAGCUCUUGAGAAGUCCAUUAGAAAGGUUGCAAAGCUAAAGUUUAAGUAGUUUCAGCUCCACGUGCGCGCACAAAGUUGGGUUAACAGUAAAAGGCCCGUUAGAGCCUGAGCUUUGUGUUUCACCCAGAGCGGUAAUACUGAGGCAUUCCUAGCUCCUGCAGACCAGAUUUGAGUUUGUUGUUCCCCUAUUUUUAUUUUUUUUUGUGCAUCCUUCCUCCAGCUGCAGCCACAGAGCUGAAUGUCGAGUUGGGUGGCAUCGUCAUCUCUGACCACACAUUGGCCUCUCUGCUUUGGGGGGGGGGCGUCUCUCUCAGGAAAAGCAAUGUGACAACUGCAAGGAAUCACUGUCAGUUUAAAGAGACACAAAAAAAGAGGAUUAAUACGUGAAGAAUGCACAAGCCUACAUGACUGUUUCAAAAAUACCUCAUCAGACUCUCUGAAAAGGAGAGUGACACUACAUACCUCAAAAGGCUGUGAAGCCAUCGAGACUUGACGCCCCGAAUCCUACGUGAACUGAAACUGUUAUGGACGUGCUGUCACACUGCUGGUGGUUUUUGGGGACAAAGAAGUGGGACGGGCUUGAUAUAUUUCUCCUGUAUUUACUUGUAGAACGCGUUUCAUGCUUGCUUCUUCUUUGUUUUUUUUGUUUUUUUCCUUUUUUAGGUUCAUCAGGUUGUCUGAGAAGAGUGAUAUAUCUGAGGUGCUUUUUCAGCAGAGAGGAACAGACAAGUUAUUUUUUCAUUGACAUGUUGAUUUUCUUUCUUAAAAAAAAACAAACAAAAAAAACAAUGGUGUUUCCAUAGGGGUAAGAACAGAAAACAACCUUAAGUUUGACUGUGUAUGUUGAAAUUGCAUCUUUUUUCUGACAAUGGCAAAAUCAUGAUAUGCAUUUGAACAAUCACGUGACCAGUGUUUCUUUUUUUACACCUCCAUCCUCUGGUUAUUGCACAGCUACAUACCAAAGACUAGCACAGUCAGUCCUUAUGGACACUUUGUACAAUCCUGCUAACAGGAUGCUAAUGCAUAGCAAGCGGGUCUCUGUUGGACUGCAAAAGGUUUUUCACAAUUAGUUAGUGGAAAGUGCAUUUAAAACUGUAAAGACUGAAAACCCAAUUACAUGACUUGUACAGGUGGGCAUAUUCGACCCUUUUAACAGAUUUCAUUAUUUAAAAUGAAGGCCGGAUACAGUGGCCUCAUCAACAAUUGCAUUUAAAUUGUUUGUUUAACCUGUUUGCGCAGUCCCUCACAGUCAGUGUCGACAGUAGCCUGCAUUUUCUUUUAUCAAUUUACCCCAGGCACAGCUUGAUUAUGAUGAACCUGUUAUUGUAGGAUGCUUUUCUCCCGUUAAACAAUUUUUUAAAAGCAUUGAAACCCCACAAAAGAACAACAUUUUCUAGCUUUAUUUGUGUUGAAUUUAAGGCAUAUUAACUGUUUAGACCUUUUUACGCCUAGUGUGGUCUGAGGUGGGCAGCCUUGUUGCUUUUCUUAGAUUGUAUUUUUAGCAAUUAUGUGUCAGGUUUUGCAGUGCAGAUCGCAGGUCAGGGUUUAAGAACCUUUGAGAACUGCGCUGUCAGUCUGUCAGUAUAGCCUUCGCAACCUUGUAUGACACAUAACUGUAUUUUAGAAAAGGUGAGGAGUAUAGAUACUGCCUUAAAAUUAGUUGCUGGUGAGAUGUGGUCCAUGCAGGUUUCCCUUUGGCUAUAAAAAUCCCCCCCCAGAUGUUAGACACAAGUUAUCCUUCAGUUUGUUGUGUUAUCAAGUGAGUUUUGAUAUUUAUUUGUUUUUUCCUUUUCCUGGUGGACCUUGCUUUUAGUAACAAUCUUUAUUAUUUAGGAUGCCACUAAAAUAUUUUCUGUUUUCCAAGUCCAAUCUUUCUGUUUCUUGUGCUUAUUCUAAGCAAUGACUGUUUGAUAAUGUAGCUUCACUGCCUUUGUACAUUGGUGUGUUUGCGUGUGUGUGCAAGCAGGUGCAGUAUAGUAAUAACAUUAAAGGCACUGCAGGUGGCGCCACUGCUGAAUUUUUUUAAUGCUAAAUUAGGAAGUGAAAAAUGACUUUUAAGAAAUAUUUAAGUAGAUAAAGGUUUAUCCAACAUCUUUCGGCUAUAUACUCGUACAGUUCCGGUUUGUUCAGAGGAUGAAGGGUUUUUUUGACUGAGUAGUGGGUCACUUUUCUUCCUCAACACUUUUCUUCCUCAACCCAGCAACCACUCUGGUCACUGUCUUUCAAGGCUCCUGUCACUUGACUCAUUGUAUGGAUAGGUGCACUAUGUAUAAUGUGUUGUGCCUGUAUACCUGCAUCCAUGUGGAGUGUGAGUGAGUGUGUGUGCCCCCCUCCACCUCUUCAUACCACAUUACCUCAGGGCAGUGAGCUGCGCUCAGUGUUGCAUAUGAUGUUGAAGCUGCAUUGAGGGAUGAAUGCUGAUAGAAGCUGUGGUCACUUCGCAGAAUGCUAUUUUGGAUUUGGUGUUUCUUUUCUUUUUGUUGUCAAUAACUGCAUUACGGCAAGGUCUCGUCACUCAGGAAGCUGUGAAGUUGGAAGUAUGCGGAACCUUUUGAUUUUGGAGUCAAUUCAAUUUUAAAUUGUUUAAAAACUAA